UGACGCAGGCGCGCCUCUGCCCCGUCCAGGCCGCCGCCGCCGCUCUGAGGCGGAGUAGGAUGAGGCCCGCGGCCGCGGCUCCGGCGUCGGCGGGGGCAGCAGCAGCUGAGGCAGCAGCUGAGGCAGCCGCGACGGCCGCGCCCCCCGCUCCUGACCUGGAUUAGGCCCAGCAGCUCCGUGGCCGCCGCCGCCCCGCGGGGGGGCGGGGUGGGGAAGUGCUUCGUCUCCCCGCCCCCCCCCCCCCCCCAUCGCCGCCUCGUCGGAGGCAACUGCCGCGACCCUAGCGGCGUCCGCGGCCCAGCCUUGAGCCCCCACCCCCGGGGGCUGGCAUGAGCGGCUCUUCGGCGGCGCCCGGGGGCGGGGGAGCCGCCGUCGCCUGAGCCCCGGGCCUGCAGCCCGACCCCACCUCGCUGCCCGAGGCUGACCGCGGGGCGUGCGGACGACCCCGUCACUGCUUUCUUCCUCCCCUCAGAUCGCACAGCCCAACCCCGGAAGAUGGGGAACUGCCUCAAAUCCCCCACCUCGGAUGACAUCUCCCUGCUCCACGAGUCUCAGUCGGACCGGGCUAGCUUCGGCGAGGGGACGGAGCCGGAUCAGGAGCCGCCGCCGCCAUAUCAGGAACAAGUUCCAGUUCCGGUCUAUCAUCCAACACCUAGUCAGACUCGCCUAGCAACUCAGCUGACUGAAGAGGAACAAAUUAGGAUAGCUCAAAGAAUAGGCCUUAUACAACAUCUGCCUAAAGGAGUUUAUGACCCUGGAAGAGAUGGAUCAGAAAAAAAAAUCCGGGAGUGUGUGAUCUGUAUGAUGGACUUUGUUUAUGGGGACCCAAUUCGGUUUCUGCCGUGCAUGCACAUCUAUCAUCUGGACUGUAUAGAUGACUGGUUGAUGAGAUCCUUCACAUGCCCCUCCUGCAUGGAGCCAGUUGAUGCAGCACUGCUUUCGUCCUAUGAGACUAAUUGAGCCAGGGUCUCUCGUCUGACUUCAAGUGAACCAUCAUUUUUGGUGGUUUUGAUCUUUUGUCACUGAGCCCAAAGAGCCAGGGAUUAGGAAUUAAGAUCAUGCACAAAAGUUUCCUUAAAAUUCCUGAAUGGCUGCAGAUGUUGGGAGAAAAGUAUGUGAUAUUUUAGAAACUUAGGGGGAAAAGUAGGUUGGUAUUUUUAUGUAAAGCCUUGACCCAGUGUUUAAAAUAUAAUUGUAUUUAGAUCUUGUUAUUGUUCCAGUACAUAGGAAUUGUGUAAAAGUGUUACAGCAGCUGUAUAUGUUUAAAUUGUGUGUGUUGAAGAUUAGGAAAAAGAUAGUGGUUGUUUUUCCUAAGUGAAAUAACUUUCCCCCCUACCCCCCACCCAAAUUCUUUUCUGAAGUUGCUGGCAUUUGGGUCAAGGUUUUAUUAAAAGCUACAUUUUAUAACACUGGCACAAAAAAAGUAGUUUAAAGCUUGUUUGCACAGUUCUUUUUUUCCAUUGGAAAUGGAAUUCAUUGCCUUAGGUCUUUUUAAAUAGUGUAUUAUUAUCGUUGGGGCUGGCUCUAUGCUUGAAAACCAGUUUAUUUAUAACCUAUUAUAAGUGCUAUAUCUGUUUGCAGUUAGGAAAUGCAGAAUUCAAAUGAUCUCCUAGCUUGUAAGCAAACUGAGAUGCACUAUCCCUUUUCUAUUAAAAAAAAAAUUAGUUGAUGUGUCAAGAAACCAACUAUAGUAAAGUGGGAUUUAAAAUUACCCUUUCUAUAUGUUUUGUCUGAUUAUUUUGGUUGUUAAUAUGGUGAUAAUUAAGAGUCAAGAAAAUGUUAAAUAUUUUGAUUUACUGAGCUUGAAUUAUGCCACCAUGCUUAUGUAAAAAUGAAAAGUGGCACCAUGGUGAAACUGAAGUUUCUCACUUGUAACAGUUUUGAUUUAUUCUUUUCUGUGACCUCCUUCCCUGUUGUCUUGGACCAUAGCAAAAGGAUACUGCAUCUCUCAUUAUUGUAGUGCUGAGGUUAUUGAAGUUAUAUAGAAUACAUCUCAGUCUCUAUUUCUUGGAAGGGAAAAUCCUGCUAGCUGAUUGACCAGUCUAGCAGGGAGAAUUAAGAUAAAUGUAUUUCAUGUUUUGCACACAAAUACAGAAUUUGUAUAACCACAUGACUUCAUAGUUGUGAUCUCAGAAGGAAUUUUUCUUUUUCUUUUUUUCUUUCCUUUUUUUUUUGCUGUUAUAUAAGAACACUCUGAAUCUCUAAGCUUUUGAAGUAUUAGAGGUAGAGAUGAUCUAGUAAAAAUGUAGUUUUAAUGUUUUAUCCAUUUAGCAUGUGUUUUUUUCCCUUAUAUACUCAAAGAUGACUUAUUUGUUCAACUCUGAUAUUAGCUAAAAAAAAAAUCAUUCACUAGCAAAAGGAGAAUCAGUCUCAACCUAAUAAAUCAGAAGUGUUUAUUUUGUAAUGAGUUGAAUAUUUGACUCUAACACUUUUCUACAUACAAAAUGCAAGUAUCUUGAAGGUUCCUCAUAAUUGCAUUGUAGAAGAAUUUAGUAUAUCAUAAAUACUUCUUAUGGAUUUGACGUUUGACUGUAAUGUUCUUUUGUUGGUUAAUUUUCUAUGAGCCCCAUGAUAAAAACACUUAAAGAUGAAUUAGAGAAAAAAUCAAGACUAUCAAGUUCUGUUAAAUUGUUACAUGUAUCUUGCUUAAGUUUUUGUUCAUUAAUUUAUAUUCACCCAAUUACAUAAAACAAAUUUGGAGAAAACACCUGAAGUUGUGCAGUAUUUUUAGAAAUGUUACUUUUGUUUAAUCUUUGUGUUGCUGCUUACAAUAUCAUGUCAGUGUCAUCACUAUCAUAGACAUUUUAAAUUACAUUGUUAAAAGUUGUAAUGAACGUUACAAAAAAAUCAUCUCUCAUGUUGGACUUGGUGUAUUAGAAGACUACUCAACAGAAGUUUGACAGUAUAUUGAAGGAAUUAGUAUUGAGCUGAAUGCUUUUUUUUUUCCAAAGGUACUUUGUAUUCUUUCAUUUUGAUCGCCACAUAUUUGAUCGCCACAUAUUAUGUUAAGAAUCAUCAAUUUUUGACUUUCAUUAAAUUAAAUAAAGUUAUAAUACAGUU
Molecule: messenger RNA, 3060 nt
Organism: Sorex araneus (European shrew)
Lineage: Eukaryota; Metazoa; Chordata; Mammalia; Eulipotyphla; Soricidae
Gene: RNF11
Product: ring finger protein 11
Exons: 3
Coding region: 496-960 (154 amino acids)
Source: RefSeq, a predicted model, not a curated record